Molecule: messenger RNA, 2940 nt
Organism: Vanrija pseudolonga
Lineage: Eukaryota; Fungi; Basidiomycota; Tremellomycetes; Trichosporonales; Trichosporonaceae
Gene: rnr-1
Product: Ribonucleoside-diphosphate reductase large chain
Exons: 4
Coding region: 181-2808 (875 amino acids)
Biological process (GO): DNA replication; deoxyribonucleotide biosynthetic process
Cellular component (GO): ribonucleoside-diphosphate reductase complex
Molecular function (GO): ribonucleoside-diphosphate reductase activity, thioredoxin disulfide as acceptor; ATP binding
Source: RefSeq, a predicted model, not a curated record
CCUUCUCUCAACCCACGACGACUCACUCUACGCGCGACAGCACAUAAGCUUGUCCACGCCCACACGACAACAGUAGAACGCUCGACGCCCACACGACCACCUGUACUUUGAGCUCUGGGUGACAAACUCUCUCCACUAGAUAUCUUAUAGACACUCCCCCUCUCGACUCCACACUCCGUAAUGGUUAUGUGGGUCUACAAGCGUGAUGGCCGCAAGGAGGCCGUUGCCUUUGACAAGGUCACCGCCCGUCUCAACAAGCUGUCGUACGGCCUGGACCGCGACCAUGUCGAGCCUGCUUUAAUCACGCAGAAGGUCGCCGCCGGUAUCUACCCCGGUAUCACGACGGCCGAGCUCGACACGCUCGCCGCUGAGACCGCCGCGUCCAUGACCACCAUGCACUCCGACUACGCGAUCCUCGCGUCUAGGAUCUCCGUGUCCAACACGCACAAGCUCACCAAGAAGGUGUUCUCGCAAGUCAUUGCCGACCUGUACGAGUGGGUCAACCCCAAGACCGGCAAGCAGGCCCCCAUGGUCUCGGAGGAGGUCUACAACAUUGUCCAGGCCAACAAGGAUGUCCUUGACGGUGCCAUCAUCUACGACCGUGACUUUGCCUACAACUACUUUGGCUUCAAGACCCUCGAGCGCUCGUACCUUCUCAAGAUCAACGGCAAGGUUGCCGAGCGUCCCCAGCACAUGCUCAUGCGUGUUGCUGUCGGCAUCCACGGUGACAACAUUGAGAAGGUCCUCGAGACCUACAACCUCAUGUCGGAGCGUUACUUCACCCACGCGUCUCCUACCCUCUUCAACUCGGGUACCCCCCACGCCCAGAUGUCGUCGUGCUUCCUUGUCGCCAUGAAGGACGACUCGAUUGACGGCAUCUACGACACGCUCAAGACCUGUGCCCAGAUCUCCAAGACUGCCGGCGGUAUCGGUCUCCACAUCCACAACAUUCGUGCCAAGGGCUCGUACAUUGCCGGCACCAACGGCUACUCCAACGGUAUCGUCCCCAUGCUCCGUGCCUACGACGCCACUGCUCGUUACGUCGACCAGGGUGGCAACAAGCGCCCCGGUGCCUUUGCCAUCUACCUCGAGCCCUGGCACGCCGAUGUCUUCGACUUCCUCGACCUGAGGAAGAACCACGGCAAGGAAGAGGUUCGCGCUCGUGACCUCUUCUACGCCCUCUGGAUCCCCGACCUCUUCAUGAAGCGUGUCGAGCAGGACGGCGAGUGGACCCUCAUGUGCCCUGCCGAGUGCCCCGGCCUUGCCGACGUCCACUCGGAGAAGUUCGAGGAGUUGUACGAGAAGUACGAGCGCGAGGGCAAGGGUCGCAAGACCAUCAAGGCCCAGAAGCUCUGGUUCGCCAUCCUCGAGGCUCAGACCGAGACUGGUGGUCCCUUCAUGCUCUACAAGGACGCUGCCAACCGCAAGUCCAACCAGCAGCACCUCGGCACCAUCAAGUCGUCCAACCUCUGCACUGAGAUCAUCGAGUACUCUGCCCCCGAUGAGGUCGCCGUCUGCAACCUUGCCUCGCUUGCCCUUCCUGCCUUUGUCGACUUCGAGACCAACUCGUACGACUUCAAGAAGCUCCACCAGAUCACCAAGGUUGUCACCAAGAACCUCGACCAGGUCAUCACCAGGAACUACUACCCCGUUCCCGAGGCUCGCAACUCGAACAUGCGCCACCGUCCUGUCGGUCUUGGUGUCCAGGGUCUCGCCGACACCUUCAUGGCUCUCCGUCUUCCCUUCGACUCGCCUGGUGCUCGUGAGCUCAACAUCAAGAUCUUCGAGACCAUCUACCACGCUGCCCUCGAGGCUUCCAACGAGAUGGCUCAGGAGCUUGGCAAGUACCCCUCGUACGAGGGCUCGCCCAUCUCGCAGGGCAAGCUCCAGCCUGACCUCUGGGGCCGUGUCCCCACCGACCUCUGGGACUGGACUGAGCUCCGUGCCAAGAUUGCCGAGCACGGUGUCCGCAACUCGCUCCUCGUUGCCCCCAUGCCCACUGCCUCGACCUCGCAGAUCCUUGGCUGGAACGAGUGCUUCGAGCCCUACACCUCCAUGCUCUACUCGCGUCGUGUGCUCUCGGGUGACUUCCCCAUCAUCUGCCCCUGGCUCCUCCGCGACCUCAUCAACCUUGGCAUCUGGGACGACAACAUGAAGAACCUCAUCAUUGCCUCGGGUGGUUCGAUUCAGCACAUCCCCAACAUCCCCGAUGAGCUCAAGGCCAUCUACAAGACUGUUUGGGAGAUCUCGCAGAAGGCGGUCAUUGACCUUGCUGCCGACCGUGGUGCCUUCAUCGACCAGUCGCAGUCGCUCAACAUCCACCUUGCAAACCCCUCGUUCUCGCAGCUCACGUCGAUGCACUUCUACGGCUGGAAGCGUGGACUCAAGACUGGUGCCUACUACCUCCGCACCCGCCCUGCGGCCAACGCCAUCCAGUUCACCAUCGACGCCAGCACUCUCAAGCAGGCCAAGACCCUUGAGGCUGGUGCUGCCAAGAAGGUCACCUCGCCCACGACGGCUUCGAGCGCCUCGGCCUCGAGCCUCGUCGAGCCCCUGCGCAAGGUCAAGAUCCAGACCACUGCCUCGGCGCCCGUCCCUCCCGAGAUCACCGCGGCUUCGCAGGCCCGUGAGGCCAAGCCCGUCGAGGUUGCUGCCGCUCGCGAGGUUGAGCGUGACGUCAGCCCCCAGCCCUCUGAGAGCGAGGAGUUGUCGUACGAGGAGGCCAAGCGUCGGGCAGAGGAGCGCGCUGCUGCCGCCCUUCAGUGCAGCAUCGACAACAAGGACGCCUGCGUCAUGUGCUCGGGAUAAAGGCGUAGAGAUCGAGCUGGCGUGUGAGAAGUCUGUCGGUAGUGAGAAGUGGUAGUAUGGGGCCACUCUGUGUUGUACAUUGCACUCUACUGUUUUCCUAUCCUUUUAGUUUUCCUUUUGCCCAUUCAUGGA